This is a messenger RNA of Drosophila montana, 1308 nucleotides long. Its product is annotated as ficolin-1. Bases 4 to 939 code for a protein of 311 amino acids. Lineage: Eukaryota; Metazoa; Arthropoda; Insecta; Diptera; Drosophilidae. The record is from RefSeq and is a predicted model, not a curated record. The transcript is spliced from 5 exons.
GACAUGGAGCUCUUGGGAACGAAUCUACGAAAAAGAGUCAGUUUUUUUAACAUUGUAUUUUUCAUCUGUUGCUAUGCCGUGAAUAAUGCAAGGUGUCAAGAACUGGAAACUAUGCUGGAUGCGGCACAAAAGCUGCUUUCAAGUGUAGAGGAACAAUUGGAAGCACUCAAAGGAUAUGAAGCAGCUGAUGGUUCCAUUUCCCGUAAAGAUGACAAAACAUAUCCCUCAUCCUGUUUGACGUCCCAGUUCAAUGCAAGCGGGGUUUAUACGAUAGAGGUGCCGGGUCUGGCGCCGUUUUCCGUAGCCUGUGAUAACUGCUCUGCCGGAUUCGGCUGGCUUGUCAUCCAGAGGCGACUGAAUGGCAGCUUGAACUUCUAUCGCAACUGGCAGGAGUACAGGGACGGCUUUGGAGAUCUCAACGGCGAGUUUUUUAUUGGUCUGGAGAAACUGCGUGCCAUCACGGCUCUGGAGCCCUUUGAGCUGUACAUUGUUCUCGAGGACUUCGACGGAGAGACACGUUAUGCUAAAUUUGAUGAAUUUGCCAUUGGCAGCGAAGCGGAUUCGUAUCCACUCAAUGUGCUGGGCGCCUACAGGGGCAACGCGGGCGAUUCGCUGCGGAGUCAUCGCAAAAUGAAGUUCUCCACCUACGAUCGGGACAACGAUCGCGAGUUUGCCAGAAACUGCGCCUUUCUCCACGUGGGUGCCUGGUGGUACAACAGCUGCGUGGACAGCAACCUCAAUGGACAGUACAUUGAGGGCGGCAAAUACGAGGAGAAGCUCUUCGCCCGCGGCAUGUGCUGGCGGGCCUGGCGUGGUCACAACUACGGCUACAAGUUCACCCAAAUGAUGAUUAGGCCCAAAUGCCGUACCUUUCCAGCUUCCUUUAAAGGCAACAAGGGCAACAAGGGCUCUCAACGGAAAUGUGACGUGAUUCCUUAACUCUUAAUUUGCAUGCACAGCCCACAUUUAUUCCGAACUCAUCACAGAAUAUAGUUUCAUAAUCUUCCACUCGAUUAGUAUGCGGAAUACGCAUGUCGCCUUUUUUUCAAACCCAGUCAAAAGUGAUUCAAAAAUAUAUUUUAAGCAUUUUACUUCCUGGGUAUACUUAUAUAUCCAUAUAAUUGUAUCUACACUGCAUUCAUUGUUUUUACUAAUCAAAUAUAUAUGUUUUAGAUACAUUCAGCCGACAUUCACUUUCGACAAGAAUAAACCCGCAAGAAAAACAUGAUCUAUGUUAUAGUUCUAUAUGUUAUAUGUAGAGAUACUAUGAAGAUACCCGGUACCAAGGUCUAAAGUACCUUUUUGACC